CCGGCGGCCACUUGCGAAGAACUUCCGAAACUCAGCCUUCACGGCCCCUUGUGCUGAAUUUCGAAGUGCGAGGUACUCCCGCAUCGCGCAGCAUUAAAUAGGAUCAUUCGGUGUCCGGAAGAUAAGAAUCCAUCGCGUCGCUAGCAGCUGCACCAUGCACGAGCGCAGAAGCCCGCGUCCCAUCAGUGCAUCGUAUGGAAGAGCCUUCAAGGGGUCUUCUAAGCGGGAGUAUAUAACGCCCGUUAGAGAUGCUAUCCUGCGCCUGGCCGUCCCAAUCCACUCCCGCUUCUCGAUGCAGCUCUCUGCGUUUCUGCCGUGUCUGGCCUGGAUGCUCCUUGGGGCGCACGCAGCCAAAUCCAACCACGCGACGCCGAAGUGGGAGACGUUCACCUCUGCGCGGCCGUCCUCAGGCCUGCGCUUCGUGACGGACUCGGCCGUGUGCGAGACGACGCCGGGCGUGGGGCAGCAGUCGGGGUACAUCGAUGUCGCGGGAGACGCGUCCAUCUGGUACUGGUUCUACGAGGCACGGCAUUCGGCUGAUACAGCUCCGCUGACGCUGUGGUUGAAUGGAGGGCCAGACUCACCGUCUGACAGGAUGUUCGGCUAUGAUUGGCAUGUUUCAAGAGAAUGGGCCGUGCACUGUCAACGCAGACAGCGCUUCGACGACCCUGAACCCAUACAGGUCGGUGCAUCCCCCCUACCGCAUCCCCCCUACCGCAUCCUCACCGGCUGCAGCUGGAACAAUGCGAGCAACCUGCUGUACAUGGACCUGCCAGUCGGCGCAGGGUUCUCCACCGGAUCGGCAGCCGUGGGUGCCCAUUUCGGACCGAGUGCGAUUGCGUAUUUCCAGUCCCAAAGCGCGUUGGUAACGCAAGGAAAGCUGAGCGGCCAAAAGCUUGAAUUCAACGCACUGAUGAUCAACGACGGAAAGCACGAUCCCCUGACUGGCUACGGGUCCUAUAUCUCGUUCGCCUCGGAUGCACCGGGAUACGGUCCUCUCCAGCCCACACACGUCAUCAACAACAUGACACAAAGCUACAUGGAGACCGGCGGAUGCGCGGAUCAGCUCAAGCAGUGCUACAGCGCCGGGAACGGGACUACCGCCGACAAGCUCUGCGCGACUGCCGAUAAUUACUGCACCAGCAAACUCUUCGACCCCGCGGUGCAAGGCUACAAUCCCGACUACCUGCUGGAGAGCAGCUCGUCGAAAGUCACGUUCCCGCCGUCGUAUUAUCUGAACUACGUGACUUCGGCGAAAGUCAUGAACGCUAUCGGGGCGAAUACUACGUUUGACGGGUGCAAUGCGGCUAUCAAGACGGCGUUCUCAGUCCAGGGAGAGCUAGGGCGGACGGCGCUUCCCGACCUCGCCGCUCUGGCGAACGCCCAUUUUCCUAUCCUGAUUUGGGUUGGAGACGCGGAUAUCAAAGCGAACUGGCUCGGCGUGCACCAUGCGAUGGUGUCGAUGAGCUGGUACGGCAACCUGACAUUGAACAACACGGCCCUGACGAACCUCACGCUCGGCGGGUCCGCCGUCGCCGCCGUCAAGACGAUCGACUCGUUCACCUUCGCGCGGGUGUACGGGGCGGGGCACAAUCUGGCGGCCUACGUGCCCUCGACCGCUCUUUACUUCUUCAACCAGGUCGUGACCCUCGUCGGCCCGUCCGCCUCGAACAACGGCACGACGACGGGCUCGGCGUCGGCCGCUGGCUCGUCGUCGACGUCGGGAUCGACUUCGAGCGGCGGGAGCCCUCCCCGGGGAGUCGAUCGGAUUUUAGCGGCCGGGGCGAUUCUUCUGAGUUGUAUCCGAUUGAAUUUGAUUGUAGCCCCGCCUGGUUUCUGGUUUGAAAAACAAAUCAUUGAGGAAAGUGUGAAUCGUGGCUGGCUUGGUCCCGAAAAACCGUAUCAUGGCAUGGCUUGGCAUCAGAUCCUCCCUUUACAACAGGGUCAUCAUGUGACGCCGUGUAACCCCAUAUCUCAUGUUGUGCUUGACGGCACUGCUGCCAGACCCGCCGGAAUGAGCUCGAUAUCAACCAAGUCAGAGAAACAACCCUCGGUCUCGAGGUCACCCAAACCGCCCGCGGCGGCGGCCUCGCUGCCUAACCCCCUCAGCCUCGCCUGGGUGCGCCCCGCGCUCGCCAAGCCGCGCACAUGGAAGACGCUCACGCGGUGCGUCGUCGCGGUCGCCGCGACGCUCGUGCUGCUCGUGGACCGCACGACGAUGAACGAGAUGGGGCAGGUCGCGUUCUUCGGGAGCAUCCUCGCGUCGAUCCUGACGCCCUCGAUGGCGUUCAGCCUGUUCGCGCUCGCGGGCACGCUGCUGCUGCUCGGCAUGCUGCUCGGCUGGGCCUGGAGCGCGGCGGCGAUGGCUGCGGCGCUGGCGGUGCGGGAUCCGGUGCGGGAUGCGCAGCGGGCGGCGGUGGCGGCCAAAGCGUUCUCGCCGGACCUCCCUGCCUCGACACAGCUCUCGGUGCUCGUCUUCCACGGCUACUUCCUCGAUGCGCGCUCGUCCGCGGUCUACGGCGCCAUGUUCUUCAUCGGCUGUUUCGCCAUGGGCGUCCUGCGCGCGCGUGCACCCAAGCUCACGCUGUUUUCCAUCUACUCGACGAUUGUCAUGGACAUCAUGUUCACGUUCGGUCCCCUCUUCCCCAGCAAACAAUACAUGCUCGCUAAGCUGUUUAUUCUCCCAUCUGCAUACUAUGUCGCCAUCGCCGGGGUCUCGCUCCUCUUGAUCUUCCCGCAGAGCUUGAACCAUGUUGUAUUAACGACGCUCGAUGGCGCAUUCUUCGGGUCGGCGCUGACCAUUCUGGGCCUUCAGGGCUCCGUCCUGUCCACCGAUCCGACGGACCAAGAGACGUGGUCUGGAAUUGCGGCCAAGGCAGCGACUGCCCGUGCUGGACUCGCAGGAGGUCUGGCCGGGGUCGGCGCUCAGAUCGGGAUGAUCGACAUGGAAAUCAGCAUCGGCCGAUUGGGACCCACAGAUCUCAAGAGGAUAGUUUCCGAGCUGCGCGCGCUGGGAUUCCGUGUCAGCGGCCUGCUGUCUUUCCAGACCGUGAUCUCCGCCGUCCACGCCGACGAGAUCCGGUACAACACGACCCCGGACGCGUCGGCGGCUGAGCUCGGGCGGCCCGCGUGGACUCACAGAGACGGCCGCUUCGCGAAACGCAAGCGGCUGAUCGAUGCGCGCGAGAAGAGGCAUGGGCACACGCUCCAGAAACUAGUCCCGAUUCUCGAAGAGGCCAGCGCGCCACUGCGCGCGGCUUGCGUGGAGAGCGUCAGUGUGAUGCGGGGUUGGCUGGAGGGAGCGAACGUGUACCGCUGGCGCUCGUUCUUUCUUCCUGGUAGCGCGGAGAAGCAGGAGGCGGAAAUCGCUCGUAGGAAAGCGGUUUUGGAGUCCACGAUCGCUAAACUGCAGACUGCGCUGCACGAGUUCCGGACGGUCGGGCGAGUCAAGCUGAUCAAACCAUUCGAGCGCUUCUUCGACGCGUCUGGGAAACUCAAGGAUGGACUCGAUCCCUUGCGCAAUAUGGCCGGCAAGUCUGAGCACGAGAUGUUUGCUCUCAGAUCGUUGUACAUCUGCUUCGUGUUCAUCGACACUCUGGAUGCGUUCGCAGCUCGGAUGCUCCGCCUGCUAAAAAAGACCGCGGAGCUCGACGCGAAGCGGCCGACGCCGAGAAUCUGGUUCCCCACUGGUUUCGGCAAACUGUGGAGGAAGCUCACCAGCAGAGGCCCGAGUCCGGUCGACGAUGCGCCUCUGUCGGAGGGCACCGCAGUCGAUAUGACCAGCUUUGAUGAACGCGAGAUCCAAGCCGAGGUCGAGGAGAGCGAGUUAGACUCGGAGCAUGUUGAGGAGGAGCACGAAGGGCCGCAAGAACGCAAUCCUGACGCACUGCCGCCGAAGAACGGUUUUGAGCGGUUCCUCGUCCGAAUCGGCAACUUCCUGCGGUACUUCAAGUCUCCCCAGGGUAUCUUUGCGCUCAGGCACGCCGUUGUCUCGCUCGCGCUGUGGGUCCCCGCGGUCGUCCCACGCACGGCCUGGUUCUACUACGAGAACAAAGGCUUGUGGGCGCUGAUCACCGCGCAGACGGGUUUGGCGACGUACGCCGGCGAGCAGCUGCUCACGCUCUUCAUGCGCAUGACGGGGACGAUCGUGGGCAUGCUCGUGGGCAUCGUGGUCUGGUACAUCGCAGCGCCCGGCCACGGAGACGGCAACCCGUACGCCGUGGUGAUCGUCACGACUGUGUUCGCGGCGCCAUUUGUAUUUGGGCGCGUGUUCGGGCCCGUGUCGCAGAUGAUGUUCUGGGCGUUCAGCGCGCUGACGAUCAUGCUCGUCGUGGGUUACUCGUAUCUGGACAGGCACUACCAGCAGAUUGCGAACCCCGGCGUCGGACUCGAAACGGGGUGGAAGCGGGGCUUGCUGGUGGUCGUUGGGUUCGUCGGCGGGAGCCUGGUGAUGAUGUUCCCGAAGCCAACGACCGCGCGCAUGCUCGUGCGCAAGUCCCUUGCUGCGACCCUGCGCGAGCUGGGGAUCACCCUCGCCAGUGAGGUUGAGGCGUUCCUGGCGGAAGAGGCGCGGGCACGGCAAGGGGACUAUGGCCGCGAGGAGAUCGAUAUCGAGGAACCCUCGCAGUCGGAGCCGACGGAAUUGUCUCCCAAGGAACGCCGUAUCAGACGGCUUGCAGCGAGGGUGUUGAUUGUGCUGGAACGACUACAGCACCUGGCGCCGUCGCUGCUGACUGCUAGAUGGGAACCUCAGCUCCAGGGUGCCUGGCCUGCUGCGGAAUACCAAAAGUUGCAUGCCUUGGAGUCUCGAUUCGUCACUUAUCUCGCGUUGCUCGCGGGUGCUCUGAGCAAACUGGACACAAAGUGGUGUUCUCGUCUCGUGCACAAGACACCGUUCAUGAAUCCCAAUAUGCUGUCCGACAUCUUUGCGACGAUCUCGAUCCUCGCACAUUCUCUCGAGAACGGACAUCCCGUGCCUGGGACCCUUCCCUGUCUGCGGGAGCGACUGAUGUACCACGAUUCGCUGUUGCAUCCCGAGCACGUGCACGAUGAUUCGUCGACCGGCUCGAUGGUGCAACCGGACGACUCGGACGGGGACUCCAUGGCCGAUCUGGUCAAAGGCAAGAUUGACGGAGGAAGUAUCGGGGUGGAGGAACUGUCGCUUGCCGUGCUCAUGGCAAGUCGGAUUGCAUGUUCUGGGUCCCUCGCUCACGAUGCCCACUUUCCAGGACGCGCAACUGCCGACGAACUCGACUGCUGUAGUCGCCCUUUCUAUGAUUUUGGAGUCUCCGAGGAGGAAGGCGUCCAAGAAUUAAACUCCAGCCCAUCCGCAUUAGGCAAGCGGACGACCUACAAUGUCCUAUAUCGCGCGCCUCCCACUGUCAAGAACGUGUUUCCCCUCCACCUUCUCCCGGUUCAACCUGCCUCACCAUCAGCAUCAUCAUCAACCUUGCUCCCCACGCACAUGUCUCGCUCACCCAUUGUUGCCCUGCGCUGCAAGAUCUGCCCUGGGCGUGUGUUCCCGAGCCGCGAGGCGCUCGUGCAGCACUCGCGGGAGUCGCCCGUGCACCCGUUCUGCGGCGACUGCCGCCCGGGCUUCGCGUUUGAAAGCGUGGAGAAGCUGCUGGAGCACAACGCGCAGCACCACCCGACGUUCCUGUGCCGCAAAUGCCACCAGCGGUUUUUCACGCAGUCGUCGCUGGACGACCACUACCGCGGGAAGGCGUCUGCGAUCCACCCGAACUGCGACCGCUGCGGGAAGGGCUUCUUUGACGAGACGAAGCUGCGCGAGCACUUCAAGGAGGCGCAUCCGCGCACGACGUGCUUCUGCGGGGCGACGAUCUUCGACGACGAGAUGCAGCAACACUACCUGCGCUCGGCAUCGCACCCGAACUGUGUGGUGUGCACCGAGGGCUUCAAGGACGACCUGGCGCGUAACGAGCACGGUCUUGAAAAACACGCCGACUGCAUCUGCGUUCCGUGCCAGCAGCAGUUUAUAUCGGUCGCCGAACUCAACAAGCAUUUCACCGUCUCGUUCAACCACCCGAAGUGCAUGGACCGCCUGCUCGGCUGCAAGCGCGGCUUCCUCAACGAGCACGAGCUGCGCCAGCACCUGCUCGACGAACCCAGCCACUACACGCCCACCAGCUUCAACGCCCGCCUGAUCGACACCCCAAAGCCUCUCCCGAUGCCGAUGCCGAUGCAAAUCCCCGGCGCCCCGCGCAUCGCGCCGUGCGCGCUGCCGGCCCCCAACGCCGACGUCAGCCACGGUUGGAAGAAUGUCAAGAACCACAUCGUCGCGCCUCGCCCGUGCACGCCGGGGGGUCACUUUGGCGCCGGCGCUGCGGGAACCUGGGGCUACCACCACCCCGCUCCGACCGCCAGUGUUCGCAGCCAGGUGCACACCGCGACGGGCGGCGCUCCUUACAACAACAACAACAACAACAACAACGGCACGGGCCCGCGCCCGAGCAACGCCGCACCGCGGUUCAAUCAGCACAGCCGCUCGUCCCUCGACUCGAUCCACGCCUGGAUCGCACCGCCGGGCUCGUCCUCGAGUGGAUCGCCCUCCCUGUCGCCCUCGAGCGCCUGCUCCAGCUCGCGCUCGCAGGUCGUCACUCCCGCUGGGGGCCCGAUGGUGGUGGGGGCUGCCCGGUUCGGCUUCGGCGGCGACUUUCGCGGGCCUCCGGUCGUCGCACAGAAGAACUGAGCUGAGUGUGUGUGGUCCUGUGCCGGCGGUGUGCGGAUGUCAAUCGCAGUGUAUCAGUCUCUGGAUGCCUUUUCUCCCUCGCCUCUGAAUGCUCUUCCUGAAUUUGCUACCUAAAAUGUUGUCUGGAUGCUAUGUACUACCCUACUCUUACAUGAAUUAGAAACUAUGCUCUUGCUUGACGAGAUCGCGUGGCGAUGGAUUCCUGAACUAGACAUGCAU
Mycena citricolor is the source of this 6928-nucleotide messenger RNA. Lineage: Eukaryota; Fungi; Basidiomycota; Agaricomycetes; Agaricales; Mycenaceae. The record is from the annotation of a GenBank genome assembly.